This is a messenger RNA of Cloeon dipterum, 950 nucleotides long. RefSeq lists its product as uncharacterized. Lineage: Eukaryota; Metazoa; Arthropoda; Insecta; Ephemeroptera; Baetidae. The record is from RefSeq and is a predicted model, not a curated record. Bases 162 to 794 code for a protein of 210 amino acids. The transcript is spliced from 3 exons.
AUUUUUGGUAAUUUUUAUGACCUUCUUACUCCAGUUGUACACUAAUUACCACGAGAGGGCUCUGCUGCGCCAAAACAAAAAAAUCGAGUGGAGGCGUCAAAAUUUUAAAAUUCACCACCCCUAUCGGGCAGUCGUAAGCCUUCUGAGUUGGAUCAUGUAAAAUGGUCCGGCUUUCCACCGCCUUCGCACAAUUCAUCGUGCAUAUUUGCUACUCGUGGGGGCUGCUGACUCUAUUUACUUAUCCAUUCCAUAGAAACGUGAAGAAUCAACAACACCUGCCGGUCUUUUAUGCCUUCGCCAUUGGCUACAUUUCAUCAUUUGUCGGAUUUUUCAGAUUUGCACACCCAUGGAUGGAAGUAAGACUGCAGAACGUGGACUUGAAGGUGGCGGCCCUGUCUCAGUCCCUGUUUCCUGCCCUGGUUGCCACUGAACUUGUGCUGAAGCAGUGGCCUUCAAUACUGCUACCACAGGACCACUUGAUAAGACUGACUUGCCUCUUCAUUAUUCUGAUGGCUUCUUUCUGGCUCUACGAAAACCAGUCUUCCCAGAGGCACUGGCCUAUUUUAAUGAUUGAAAAAGACACAAUCACCACCAGGAAAAUAUUCGUCGCUCUGGCACUUGCCGUCUCAAUUGUGAGUCAAAGCUUUGAUGGCAUUGUCGGAUCUGUCUUUUUGAUGCUCGACUACCUCUUUGUUGGUACUGUGGGUCUCUUCUUUGAAGUGCCAUCAAGAGACUUUCAUUCCUACUUACAAUGCUUCUGCAAUUAUCAUAUAAUUCAGGCAGUCAUUGAGUGAUUUUCCAAGAUUUGAAACGUGUAUUACAAUAUUCCAUUAUUUCAUAGACAAAGGUUCACAAAAUGUGAAGAGAUGAUGCAUUAAGCCAUCAUUUAAAUGUUUAUAAUGAAGAAUGUGAUUAGUAAUUUUAAUUAAAUGGUAAAAUCUAUACAUAUA